This is a messenger RNA of Capsicum annuum, 861 nucleotides long. RefSeq lists its product as uncharacterized. The transcript is spliced from 2 exons. Bases 1 to 861 code for a protein of 286 amino acids. NCBI's taxonomy places the organism in Eukaryota, Viridiplantae, Streptophyta, Magnoliopsida, Solanales, Solanaceae. The record is from RefSeq and is a predicted model, not a curated record.
AUGAAUGUCAAAAAUGCUUUUCUUCAUGGUGAUCUCAAAGAGGAUAUUUAUAUGAAACCUCCACCAGGUUUGUUCUCAUUGCCUACAUCAGAUGUAUGCAAGUUGAAGCGGUCUUUGUAUGGAUUAAAACAAGCUCCCAGAGCUUGGUUUGACAAAUUUUGGUCUACUUUGCUACAAUUCUCUUUUGAGCAGAGCAACUAUGACUCAUUUUUAUUUCUUCGGAAAACAUCCACAGGUUGUGUUCUUCUUUUGGUAUAUGUCGAUGACAUUAUUAUUACAGGAACUGAUUCUUCACUUAUCACUAGCCUGCAACAGCAACUUAAGGAUUCUUUUCAUAUAAAAGGUCUUGGUACUCUUACAUAUUUCUUGGGUUUGGAAGUUCAUUGUGAUUCAUUCGGUGUGUUUCUAAAUCAACACAAAUAUACCCAAGAUUUGAUUUCUUUGGCAGGUCUUGAGGAUUCCUCCUCUGUGGAUACUCCAUUAGAAUUGAAUGUAAAGUAUCACCGGGAGGAAGGCGAUCUUCUUCCUGAUCCAACUAUAUUUCGGCAAUUAGUUGGGAGCUUAAAUUACCUUACUAUUACUAGGCCUGAUAUCUCUUUUGCAGUUCAACAAGUUAGUUCAUGCAAGCUCCCCGUCAUCUUCAUUUGGUGGCUUGAUUCUGAUUGGGCGGGAUGUUCUGACACUCGUCGUUCGGUUACUGGUUGGUGCUUGUUUCUUGGAGAGUCUGAGAUAUCUUGGAAGAGUAAGAAGCAAGACCGCGUGUCAAAAUCUUCAACAGAGGCUGAAUAUCGAGCAAUGUCUACUGCUUGCUCCGAGAUUGUGUGGCUUCGUGGACUACUUGCUGAGAUUGGAUUUUCUUAA